AGGACCGCUGAACAAUAACGAAAAAUUGAAUAAUAGAAGAAUAUAAAUAUAUUUAGAACUCGAAAAGGUGAAUAGAAGAUACUAAUUGAUAUAUAGUCGGCGAACUAUGGGAAAAGUAAGCUUAAUUUGGUUAAUUUUUUGGGUUUUCGUGUACGGCUUCGACAUAAUUUCAAGCGAGGAUAUAUCAUCGUUUCCAACUCGAGAGGAAGGGAUACGAACUGGAUUAUUUUCUAGCAUUCAAGGUUUUGCCAGACGUCAGAUAUUCAAGACCCUUCAAGUGGACAGCYHGAUAACGUGUACUUCUACAUGYCUAGAAGAUUCAAAGUGUCAGUCAGUCAACUACCAAAUAGAUGGCUAUCCCAAGCACCUUUGCGAGCUGAGCGAACGGAGAUUUCUAUCAAAAGAUGAGCUGGAUAUAAAAGAAAGGCUUGGUUACAUGCAUAUAUACGCAAUCAAGGAAUAUGUGGAUCCCCAUCCUUGUGGUAAAGCUACAUGUAAGAAUGGUGGAAGGUGUGUGCUGGAGGAGAACGCUCGUCAAUAUAGCUGUAUAUGUAAUUCGUUUAACAAAGGCAUUGACUGCAAUUUAUGGACAGUUAAUGUUAAAUCGUGUGCUGAUAUUUAUACUUCAACAAGCUAUCGUAAAAAUAUCCCAUACACGUAUACCAUUGGUGGAAAGGAGGUCGAUAUAUACUGUCAUUUGAAUGAUGAUCUUAUUUGUGGAGGUGGAGGAUGGACGCUGGCCAUGAAGAUCGAUGGCUCAAAGAACACAUUCGCUUAUGGCUCGGCCUUGUGGUCCAACAAGAAGGCGUAUGGACUAUCAGCAGGUAAAACCGGUUUUGACAAUCACGAGACCAAGAUGCCCAGCUACUGGGUUAUGCCUUUCCAGAGCUUGUGUGUUGGUAUGAAAGUCGGGAACAACUUGAACUGGGCUGUUAUCCCGUUUCCUAAAUGGCUGUCUCUGAUAGGUGGAUCAUCGUUACAAACCAGUUGUAAUACCGAGGGCUUUAGCGUUAAGCGAGCGAGGAUAGGAAUUCAAGGGGACGUGGAAUCAGACUGCCAGACGCCUGAUAGCUGGAUAGGAUUUGGUCUUCCGUACGAAUCAGGAAACACGUCAUGUGGCUUUGCAAAUAUCCAGAUAUUCAAGACCCUUCAAGUGGACAGCUCGAUAACGUGUACUUCUACAUGUCUAGAAGAUUCAAAGUGUCAGUCAGUCAACUACCAAAUAGAUGGCUAUCCCAAACACCUUUGCGAGCUGAGCGAARAGAUAUUUAUAUCAAAAGAUGAGCUGGAUAUAAAAGAAAGGCCUGGUUACAUGCAUAUAUACGCAAUCAAGGUGAAAUAUAUAAUCUCAAACUAUCUUAAAAACAUGGAUUACACCUUCUUGAUUGACGGGAAAUAUAUGAAGGUUUACUGUCACUUGUCUGACGAUAUAUGUGGAAGUAGUGGAUGGACGCUGGUCAUGAAGAUAGACGGCUCAAAGAAAGUCGGGAACAACUUGAACUGGGCUCUCAUUCCUUAUUCGGCUUCUUCCUUGUAUGACGUCAUUGCUAACAACACCUACAGCAAUUUUACUAUUGGUCGARAGAAAUGGCUGUCUCUGAUUGGUGGAUCAACGUUACAAAAUAAUUGCAAUGAAGAGGGGUUUAAUGGCGGCAAUCGUGUGAGGAUUGGCAUUCGAGCAAACCAAGAAUCAGACUGCCRUACAUCAGAUAGUUGGAUUGGAUUUGGUUUACCUUGGACAGGCAAAAUGUCGUGUGGUAACUUCUGUGGGCUAGGGAWAUGCGGCAAUGGAACUAAAAUAACCCCUGUAUUUGGUUACAUCCUCAUAAUGUGAACUACAACCGAUGUCUUUCGUUUUUUGUUUUGUUUUUUUUUUUAUUAUUAUUAUUAUUCUAUUUAUAAACUAAAAUAAAGCAGAUUAAUAUUUAGAGUACAAACACUAUUCUUCGAUUGCACGUUACGUCAUCGCGGCCAUGUUGGUGCSAUUUAACAAAAGAUUUCUCAUUAGCAUCCAUUGYGAACGGCACCACWAUGGCCGCCAUGCUUUYGUCUUUUGACUCUCUUGGGAAUGCUUGCAAUCCAUCAAUUAGAGUUCAACAUAAAUACCACUAAAUACUUCUAAAUUACGCUAAUCCUAUUGUUUUUUAUUGUUUAAUUAGCACUAUUUACUACUAAAUAGUGCAAAGUGUUGCGCAUUUUUUGUGUUUGUACUCUACUUAUCAUGAAGAUAGCUUUAGGCACUACAAUAACAUUUUUUUUUGUGUGCAAUUAUGAGGAUACAAACGAAAGUAUUAUAGUCAAAGUAGAUAAUUUGCAUCAAAACAAAUAUACUUGUCAUCCUAAAAGUAGCAGAGGCUAAUCUACUUUAAAACCUCUAUUCUUGAGACUUUGACAUCUGGCCGCUACAUAGAGGUUGGUCGCUUAAUACAGGUGUGGUUUUAAUACAUGCCACAAACGGUCUCUCAUUGGGACUGUAAUUGACAUCUGGUCGCUAA
Actinia tenebrosa (Australian red waratah sea anemone) is the source of this 2495-nucleotide messenger RNA. RefSeq lists its product as uncharacterized. Lineage: Eukaryota; Metazoa; Cnidaria; Anthozoa; Actiniaria; Actiniidae. The record is from RefSeq and is a predicted model, not a curated record.